UUGGCGGCCGCCUUCCGCCCCGGGAUUGGCUGCGCCCAGGGCCCAGGCUCCGCCCCCUCCCCGGCCCUUUGAUCACGCGCUGGGGGCUCUUCCGGGGCCGGAGAGCUAGGCGAGGGCGUUCCUGUCGGGGCUGCCGCGGCGGGAGGGAGCCCAGAGGCGCCCUCCCAAGGCGCCGCCGCCCAUGCUGACCACCGGGCCCUCGACCUGCCGAUGCCAUGAGGAACACCACAGCGCCCAGUGCUCCCCAGGCCAGCAGUGACUCCUUGGUGGGCUAUGUGCUGGGCCCCUUCUUCCUCAUCACCCUGGUCGGGGUGGUGGUGGCAGUGGUCAUGUAUGUCCAGAAGAGGAAGCGGGUGGAUCGGCUUCGCCACCACCUACUCCCCAUGUAUAGCUACGACCCAGCAGAGGAGCUACACGAGGCCGAGCAGGAGCUCCUCUCGGAUGUGGGAGACCCCAAGGUGAUCCAUGGCUGGCAGAGCGGCUACCAACACAAGCGGACACCCUUGCUGGAUGUCAAGACCUGACCCUCCCCUAACCUAGCCCUUCUGGACCUUGGGGUCCAGCCCCCCUCCCACCAGCCCCCCAGCU
Ochotona princeps (American pika) is the source of this 588-nucleotide messenger RNA. It is a transcript of the gene SMIM29, whose product is annotated as small integral membrane protein 29. The coding region runs from base 216 to 524 and encodes 102 amino acids. The transcript has 5 exons. Lineage: Eukaryota; Metazoa; Chordata; Mammalia; Lagomorpha; Ochotonidae. The record is from RefSeq and is a predicted model, not a curated record.